Molecule: messenger RNA, 963 nt
Organism: Tetrahymena thermophila SB210
Lineage: Eukaryota; Ciliophora; Oligohymenophorea; Hymenostomatida; Tetrahymenidae
Product: AKAP7 2'5' RNA ligase-like domain protein
Exons: 1
Biological process (GO): regulation of DNA-templated transcription; DNA alkylation repair
Cellular component (GO): nucleus
Source: RefSeq, a predicted model, not a curated record
AUGGCUGAACAUAUCCCUAAAUUUGAAAACUUAAAGCUUGGAAAAAAGAUUUUUAGAGUUGUAAAUAUAAACUAUGCGGAUUUGACUUUGAAUAACAAUCAAAAAUAAGAAGAAAAAGCUGCUUAGGUUUAUACUAAUUGGAGAAACACUGAAUAGAAUUAAAAAUAAAUUGAAAGCGAAAUUCUAUAGAAAAAAAGUUUAAAAUACCAUAAAAAUUAGGAAAAUUCAAGUUAAUGGGAUGGCUAGUGGGGAACUGAUAUUAGAGCCCUUAACGCCUCCGAAUUAGCUGCAACUAUCGAUACAGGCGAUUACUCUCACUUUGUUUCAAUUCCACUCUACAGGGAUGAAAAAUUAAUCAAGAAAUUAAAUGACUUUAAAGGUAAAGUUAAUGAAGUAUUUAACAAUAAAUACUCAAGCAACUUACUUAAUGAUAUGAGAACUGCCCAUAUUACUUUAUUAAUGUUAAAGCUAAAUACUCAAGAAAGAUAGAAAAAAGCAGUUGAGUGCAUCAAAAAUUCUGAAGCUGUAAUUAGAGUUUUAGCAGAAGGACUCAAAAAGUUUAACAUAAAAGGAUUAGGAUAUUUUGGCAAAAAUGACAAGCAAGCAACAACAGUUUAUGCAAAAAUUGAUGAUCCUCAAUUUAUUAGUUUUUUAAACGAAGUUACUAAUGUCUUAGUAAGGGAUUUCAUGGAUUUUGGCUUAUUAAAUGAUGAAGAUUUAUCACAUAUUAAAAAAGAUUCUGAAGGCAAAUAUAUUUGCGAAUAAUUGCAUAUAUCUCUUUUAAAGGCAGCUAAAUAAAAAAAUAAAAGUAGCACUUUUGAUGCCUCAGAAGUCCUAGAUUAGUUUAAGCAUUUUGAAUUUUACAGUGCCAAAUUCUCAACUUUAGAUAUCUCCACAAGAGGAGAGUUUAUGGCUAGUAACGGCUACUACCUUCCAAUCACAUCUUUUACUAUUGCAAUUUGA